Paramuricea clavata is the source of this 10794-nucleotide messenger RNA. Lineage: Eukaryota; Metazoa; Cnidaria; Anthozoa; Malacalcyonacea; Plexauridae. The record is from the annotation of a GenBank genome assembly.
UAUGCGCAUCCGACUGACCCUUCACGACAGGAUAGUGAAAGGAAUUUCCUUGAAGCGAUCGCUUAUUUUGAACGUGUUCAUACGAUGCACGAGUGUAAAGUAGGCUACGAGGGAUAAACUAUUUACUGCGAGUGAGGAAUUUUUAAUACAUUGUUCGAAGUUGAGGCACAAUCGUAAUUACAAGUGCGUGCGAAUAAAGUCCAAGAGGAAAAUAUUGUAUUGAAAGGUAUUUGCCCGAAGCAAACACAACUUAUAUCAAGGUGCAGAGAUAAUAAACCUCUCCAUUUCGAGUGUGGUCGACUUGUGUGGUUUAAAAUCAACGGUUUAAAUUUUUGACGCAAUCCGACUUUGCGCAUAUAUUGAGGGAGAAGCGAAGCAGGAACUAUUGGAUUAAAUAUUUUCAUUUGGUUAGUAUUGGAGACUGUUUAUUAUUAUUCAAAGAAUUUUGUGAAGUAGGCUGCAAGGUUAAACUGGUUAGUUCGAGUGUGUGUUGGAGUGUUUCGAUACAUGGUUUAAUAAAUUGACGCAAUCUGAAUUUGCGCAAUUUAAUAGAGUACAAGGAUAUUAGGCACUACUGCAUCGCACCAUCGCAGGAAAGAUGAACACCUAAUUCCGAGUGUGGUUCAAAUUUAAAUCAAUCUUGUAUACGCUUGCACGCCUAUAGCAAAGACAAAACACUGUCGUAUUUGGUGAGUAUACUGAGAAUCGUUCAGGAGAGCGUUUAAUACGGAGUAUCAAGUUCAAAUCUGAUUUUGCGCAAAGGGAUGCCAAGGGAAAAUAAUCACUAAAGGAAAGUCACAGUAAACGGUGGUUAGGACUGGCAGUCGCCAGUAAUCAUACCAGUAUUUGAAGAUAGAUAGUGUUGCUAGGCUGCAAACGUAGUGUCGGAUUGAUAGGGGUGCAACUACCUGAAAAACACAAGGUGAACCUCGACGUUUCGAGCGAAGGCCCUUCAUCGAGAAGUUAGCUAGUUCCCCUUGUAUUUUCCCUAUCAAUGCAAAGCUUUCUUGUUAUUGUCACUUAUAUACGCACAGACCGUGCAAUAAUAGAGUGCGUGUUUAAAUUUGGCGCAACGUGGUCUACGAAAGCGCGCAAAAGCAAAGGAAGGUCAAGGGGACACAAACACCAUUGGAUUAAAAAAAAACUCGUUUGGUCAUAAUAUUUUUAUUCUAAGUUAUAUUGCGUCUUAACAACUUAAAUUUGAGUGCGCUUAAACCUACAUGCGCGUUGCAUUUGACGCAACCUUGCGCGAUUCAGCGCGAACAGAAAGCCAAGGUAAAAGCCAUUAUUGGAUUAAAGCAUCGCAUUUGGCCAUUAAUAUUUUUAUUAUUUUUUAGCAUCUCAAAUCACAUUAUCUCUGUUCGGGUGCGCCUCCGAAACUAUUGUUAAAAGCACGGAAAUGGAAGAGAAAAAAUGCCAUCCUAUUGUAUAUUUCGGGUUUUAGUAUCUUAUUUCAUGUUACGUGAACGUCUGGUGCGAGUUUGACUCUAUGGUUACAAUUUUGACGCAAUCCGCGCGCAAAUACUGUGAAGGACGGCUUGAUAUUUAAUAUAAUAAUCUAUAUCCUUUUAUUGCAUUUUAGUAUAUUAAAGGCAAGAUGAAGGGACUGACAACAUGCCUCGUGUUACUUUAUUGCACGUUCUACAGUACCGUACGAGCACUCGAUUCGGACAAGCAUAAAUGCGGAGCUACUCAUGGACACAGAAUGAGACGGCACGCACAUGAACUAUUCCCGCGCCGACCACCAAGUGGAAACAAAUAUGGCUAUGCGCUACAGUUUGAAACCGGACAAGCUAUCCAAUACCUAAACCUAAGAAGCCCGUCUAAAAAAUUCUCAGUCGAUUUCUGGAUGAAGCCCGAAGGAGGGCAGAGUAAUCCCGCCAUAGUUCUACACGCGUAUGACAAAUGCGCGCUGGAAAACGAAGCUCGCGGUUGGCUUAUCAGUUUGCGCGAGGCCGGCGUAACGAGCGAUCUUCGUAUAAGUUUUACAGUACACGCCGCAAGCGCAGAUAGUGAUAAAUCUAUAAUGUCUCAUUCGAAAAUUGAGCCCAGACGCUGGUAUCAUGUGGCCGCAACCUACGAUGGAAUUCGCAUGAAAUUAUACGUAAAUCAAGCAAAAGUUGCCGUCGGCUAUGGGCAGAAGGGAACGAUAUUUGAUAGCACCACGCAAAACCAUGCUUGUGAUUUGCUUGAAGUGGGCGGCGAUGUAAAACGAGGACUGUACUACCGCGGCGAAAUUGAUAAGCUUCGCUUAUGGAACGAAGCAAUAUCGCAUCUGGCCAUCACCCAGAGUCUGCCGGAAAACAGUAUCGAUAGCGUUCAGGACAAAAUCGAAUUGUACGAUGAUUUUAAUGAGAACAACAUGAAAAAUCGUAAGUGGAUACCGAUAACUGACCGAUACCCUCGAUUCGUGCGCUCCACGGUACCCGAGGAUAAACAUGACUUGGCCAUUAGGAAACCACCCUGUGGAAAAACCAUUUGUGAUAACCCCGAGGUGAUCCGGAGCUACCUUAACCACCCAGGUAGCCGUGGUUCGAAGAGUCUAAGGAUCCGGUUUAUUAAUGUCAUGGACAAUGAUGGGGGCAGGGCUAUGCUUACGGAUUCCGAGAUAAAUUCCCAAUUCCAACUUAUGCAAAGUGCUUUUUCACAGUAUAACAUAUCCUGGGAAAUGACGGUGGAAUCGGUAAGGAAUUCGUGGUUGCGGAAUAAAACAGUAUUGCAUGGUGUUGGCUGCGAGGUGGCAAUGCUCGGUAACGACGUCUGUGAAGACUCGUGCAACCUUGCGAUCACGGCCUGGGAUGGUGGGGACUGCAUACGGAAGAAGUGUCCCCCCCAAAAAACCAAGAAUGGGAUAUGCGACCCGGAAUGCAAUAGUGCAAGAUUCAAGUAUGACGGUGGUGAUUGUUGCAUCGGCAAUAUGUCAAAGAUGUGUAUCGAUCCGAAGUCGAGUAAUCGAAGAUACUUGGGUAUUGACGAAUACAAGAAGGCUGUUGGCAUCACUAACAGAGAUGCACUCAAUGUGUAUGUUGUCAACUGGACUGAUGAAAACUUACAAGGGACAGCAAGCUUUCCUUGGGAGAAGACUGUGCAUACAGAGUUGGGUGGAGUUGUCCUGCCACCGAAGAAUUUUGCCACUACAAAGGUAUCAUCCGGGGGUGCACAAGAGGUGUGCCAAUCAUAGUUGCGGUUCAUACACAUAUUUUCAGGGGUGUCGUUAGCAUACAUUAACCUAUUAAGUUGCAUUGUUCCCUGAUGCACCAUACUUUAAUAUUUUACUUGUCACUCAAAUGGUAGUUAAUCAAUAUGCACCCUACUUUAUUAUUUUACUUUGUCUAAUGGCAGACAAUUUUUCUCUGUCCAAUGCCAGACAAUUUUACUUGUGAAGGGUACCAAAUAUCACAAUCAACAUAUACAUGUACAAUAAUGACCCACGUUCUUAGUUUAAAUACGUGCGAAAUAAAUGUGAUUCUGAUUCUUAAAGAUCUGCAUACCUUUGAGCCUUGUGAAAUGUCUACCAUUGUAAUGUCCCAGUGACUCCCCAAUAAUAAUAUCAUCAUCAUAAUUUUCCAAGGUACUUAUUCAUGAAAUUGGACACAUACUUGGGCUCUGGCACAUUCAUCAUGGCAGCUCAACAGAGAUGUCGUGUUCGAACGAUUGUUUCGAAUCAUUUGCAUCACUCGAACUUGGUGACCUAUGUUCGGACACCAACCCCACCGUGAAACAUAGCACAUGUGGUGACCCUGUCGUCCCGCAAGAAAACAUGUGUGGCCUGCACAUAUACACCAACACACUUUACAACAACUACAUGGGCUAUGCCAAUGACUCCUGCACAGAUCAUUUCACCCCGCAACAAGUUGCUAGAAUGCACUGCUAUAUUGACUUGGAUUAUCAAUCAUGGCAGACCAAUGCCAAGCCUUCGUUUGUGCCACUGCCGCCUCGUAUCACAGAAGCUAAUGACGAUAGGAUCAAACUGUCUUGGCUGCCACCACUGGGUCCUGGAGGUAAUUUUUCUUUACUGUUUCUUAGUUAAAGUAUUUUUUUAUCAUUUAUCAUUUUUGUCCAUUCAAAUAACAUUCACUGUAAUUUAGACUAACUUAAGGUGAUUCAUCCACAGUCGGCCCAAUCUCAGAAUGAAUGAUCAGGUGUUGCGGGUUUUUAACAGUUUUUAUAAACAAAUUUAUAGUCAACCAAAACUAUUCUAAAAACAUUCUCAAAUUAGUCAAAUAAAUACAUUUUAACAACAAAAUAUAGUUGACAUGAUAGUAUAAUACUUUUGCAUUCUUUUAAUUACUCCAUGAGCUCAUUUAGAGUGGUUGAUGUAACAUUUUCUGUGGCCUACGUUGUGUGUGCUCUUUAUAUAUAAUAAGAAAAUGUUACAUCAACCGCUCUAAACGAGCUCAUGGAGUAAUUAAAAGAAUGCAAAGGUAUUAUACUAUCAUGUCAACUAUAUUUUGUUGUUAAAAUGUAUUUAUUUGACUAAUUUGAGAAUGUUUUUAGAAUAGUUUUGGUUGACUAAAAUUUGUUUAUAAAAACUGUUAAAAACCUGCAACACCUGAUCAUUCAUUCUGAGAUUGGGCCGCCUGUGAUUCAUCAGGUUUGCAUUGUGCACUUUUACUGCGCAUACAUCUAAUAAGAAAUUCUAACUUUAGAAUACGGUACCGUAAACCUCCGACUAUAAGCCCCCCCCCGAAUAUAAGCCCCGUGUAUAAGCUCCACAUGUACUAAUGCUCACCUCAUUCCAAAUAUAACCCCCCCUGAAUAUAAGCCCCUCCCCCAAAUAUAAGUCCCCCGAAUUAAUAUAAGCCCAGUAAUCGCUGCUUAAUACAUGUUUACUUUCCUGUUUAUGACUGACUUGUUUAUGUCUGACUUGUUUAUUACUAACACAAAAGAUCGUCCAUGUACUGUAUAAGCCCCCCGUAUAUAAGCCCACCCUUGUAAGUCCAUCAAAAAUCGCUUACGAAAGUAUAUAAGCCCAGGGCUUAUAGUCGGAGGUUUACGGUAUAUGUAGUCGAACUGCAGUCAAAUGUAAUUAGUGAUAAAGAAAGAAUAAUGGCAAAGAGAAAAACAAAACACUCUGCAUUGAUUAUGGGCGUGUUUCAAUGGUUGAAAAAUUGGGAUUGUUCCAUCCUUGUUAAAAAAAAUUCAAUAACUGUUGAGCAAUUGGGAUUGUUCCUGUAACGAGUUUGGUGACCUCAACUUUCUUUUACUAUGAGCAUAUAUCAGAAUUUCCAGAACAAUUACCGAUUAAUUUAGUGCAUACACCUUAAGGCUUAACCCAUUAUGUUGCAUUGUGCCUAUUUGACUACAUAUCUAACAUUCCUAGUGGUUUAGCAAUAAUCAGCAUCGGACAUUUCUGAUGAGUCCAAAACUGCUACAGGAGGAAACCCAAACUAAACCAAACUAAAUUUAUUUCUGCUGGACUCAUCCAUAAGUCCUGGACUUUUCCAAGGUCCAGUAAGGGUAAUCACAUAUUGGUCUAAUUUUACCACAGGAGGUAACAUAAAGCCUUUACAAGUAAUGGUAGCAGGGGCAACUGUCCCAUCAUUCCGCACUUACUAAUCAUUAGUCAUUUUUGUUUUUAAACCAGGAAACAAUGCAAUCAACUUAUGUAACGAGUGUGACGAUGAGCACAUAUUAGAACAAUACGCGACAACUGCUUCCUCGUCGAUCGACAGUGCCCAGGCACCAGAUCAAGCAAUUGGGCCGCCCGAUGCAGACCACUGCCACCCAUCACCACUUUCAUGGCAACCGCAAUAUUGUCCAGAAUGCCCAUUAAUAUACUUAGAGGUCGGCUUUAAACAGGCGGUUGUGCCAACAGAAAUUACAAUAUGGAUGCCAUAUUCGGAUGUGAAAUCGCACACAUUUUCGGACAUUGUGUUGGUUUAUGUAGACGGUUCAGUAGAAUCUAUUGGCAACGGUACUGCACAGUGCGAUUCUCCGUUCACGAAACCAGUGUAUGUCAAAAAGAAAGUUGUUCGUGUCCGCAUAUUUGUGCCAAGCUUUGCAGUUUGCAUUGACGCUGUGAAAUUGACAUCUGGAAUCGGACAUCCUAACUGUUCGAAAUGCAGUCCUCUGCAUUAUGUGAUAAGAAGAGUGCCGCCAUUUGAUACUGGUCAUGAAAAAAAUGUACCAACUGCCCACUUUGAAGAUAAGUAAGUAAAAAGCCAGUAUGGAAUGAAGGCGAUGUGCACGGCACAUGUGCCGUGCACAAAGGCUUCAAUCGGUGCACAAAUUGGUGCACAACUUCCCCAAUAAUCCCUCUUUGGUGCACAUUGGUGCACACAAUUUCCUUCUGUUAUUGGUGCACAAAAAAUUUGGAUUUUCACACCGUACGUUAUCUAUAUAUAUUUUUAAAAACUACUGGAACUAUGGUGUGUAACAACUAAAUAAUUGGUGAAUUCAGAAAUUCUGACCUUCGCUGCUACACACUUGCUACCCCUCCCCCCCACAUUCUUAAUUUUGAACGUGCACAGGUCAUGAGCCCGCUGGCUAUGUGCACAACAGGUGGUGCACAACCAAAGUUGUGUUUAAAUUGUGCGGUGCACAGAAAUGUUACAUUCCAUACUGGGUAAAAAGCUUUGUUCAUGAAAUAAACUUUAUUUCACUGCGAAAAAAGUUAUAGCUUGAUAAUUUGUUUGUUUUGUUUGUUCAAACUAAACAGUUCUUGUUAUAAAAUGGCAGCAGAAUUUAAGAAUUUUUGAUCUAUAUUUUUGUACUGUACAUAUAUUAAAUUAUUCAACCGAUGCAAAUAUUUUUGAAAGCUAUUUUUAAUAUACGACCCUAAACUAGCUAUUGAUUCGUAAACUUCCUUACCGUGUAUAUUCUUUCAUUCUUUGGUUAAAGGUCGAGUUUUCUUAAUAAUUUUCAAACAAAAGCGUCCAGAAUAUAAACGAUUGGUAAAAAACAUAGAUAUAGGAGACCUAGAUUGCUGACUCGGCUCAACCGGCGUGACAUAUUUUGAAAAUCCAAGAUGGCGGCUCAACAGGGCAAAAAUCACAGAGCGAGAUAGGGAAAAACCAUGUUUUUUGCAUUUUGCGUCGUCCUACAGCUUCCGAUCGCGUUCUAUCACUUUAUUUUGGAAAGAACUAACUAGUGUGAAGGUUUUGGAUGAAAAUUUGUACAAUCAGUACAAUUUUAUACCAUGGUUAAUACAAAUUACGAUUCAACCGGGCAAGAUUGGGCAGGCCUGCAGUUUCGCGCGGUUUUCGUCUUUAGUUUCUUCCUGUGUAUUCCUUCAGUCUUUUACGAGUUUUUCUCAAGUAAUAUUAUAUAUUUCUAACUAUUCCAAAAGCUAUUACUGUUUAUUUUGUUCUUUCAUUGUUAUUUCGACCAAAAUACAGUAUUUUCAUCUGAAAAUUCUAGGGCUUCUAUUCCAUCUGGGUUUUUUUUUAUCGAAAAGAAUGCUUGAAAGUCGGCCAGAAUCGUGUUCAGUGUAUUACUACAAGACAGACGUGGGAUGUUAUUCGAUUUUCCUUCCAUAAGUAAGUCUAUGAAACACACACACAUCACAUAUUUGUACACUAUAAGUCUAUAACUUACAUCAUAUAAACAGAAUAAUAAUAGAAUAAAAAGAAUUUGUUUUGUAAAUACUGUAAUGACAACGUCACAACAAAUGUAGUUUUGAGUUUGGCAGCUACAAUAUAAAACUAUUUACAGUUUUAAUAAAAGAAUAUUAGACCAAAAAAGAACUUCUUGUUUUGAUGUCUGUGUUAGGAGAGUCUCUCUCUCUAUAUAUGCAUGUUGACAACAACUUUCCUUGUCCUGUUCAAAGUCAAAAAUGUUUUAGUUUUGUUCACAUCAGUGAACCAAAAAUACAUCUUUCCCUUUGCACUAUUGGAUUUCCUAUAACCAAUCCCAGCCUGCUAAAAAAUGAAAUGGGCAAACUCAAUGCCAAUCAAAUAUUCAUUCUUGUGUGAGAAACACUUCACACCGGAUAAUUAUACUUCACACCCGAUGAUUAUAUUAAUCCAUGGUGUUGCAAGGUGCCCUACUUUAUUAUUUUACUCUGUCUAACGCCAGACAAUUUUACUCAUCAAGAGGAGAGCAGUGGCACUUAUAGUUAACCCAUUGAGUCGUUUUGUGCCCUACUUAAUUAUUUUACUCUGGCUAUGCCAGACAAUUCUACUUGUAAGGGGAGAGUGCUGAUGCUUGGGUCAGCUGUCUCAAGGGGAGAGUGUCCGAAGGGAAGAAUGCCAACUGCAGAGAGCAAUCAAUAAAAUGCCAAUCCAAGAAAUAUCUAAACAAAGAUGCCAUCCCAUCUAUUUUUGAUUAUCAAUGAUGAAUCAAUCAGGUUUCUUGGAGAGAACUAGAUACUAACUGUGAAGGUUUUUGAUGCAUACCAGACACAUUAGGCAGUUUCUUCAAACUAGUUUCCAUUGAAAACUUUCGUUGUCACUAGUUCUCUCUACAAACCUGAUUGAUUCAUCACUUUUCACUGUCCAGGCCCUAUAGACUUGAGAUCCCUUGACAUCUGCAGCAGCAAGGAGGUUGUCAAAGUCACACUAAACAGAGCAUCAGAAUUUUCGCACCAGCAGACCAAAUAAAUCAAGUAAAAUAGGCUUUAACUUCAAAAUACUUCACAGAAUUAUUCCUUGUUAAAUAUCCCAACCGAGAUCCUCGAGAAAAAAAGCACCCAAAGAACCAAAACCUUUAUUUUCUGCAACAAAAUGUCUCGAACUGCUCAACCGACCAUUGUGACGAUUUCAGAAAACAUUUAGCGAUCGAUUAUUUCGUCUUUAUUAAACUUAAAUUGCACAAAUAUUCAUCCAAAACCUUCACACCAGUUAGUUCUUGCCAAAAUAAAGUGAUAGAACGGGAUCGGAAGCUGUAGGACGACGCAAAAUGCGAAAAACAUGUUUUUUCCCUAUCUCGCUCUAUGAUUUUUGCCCGGUUGAGCCGCCAUUUUGAAUGCUCAUGAGUGUCACGCGCGUGCAUUAUAGAAAACAUUAGAGUCAGCAAUCUAGGUCUCCUAUAUCUAUGGUAAAAAACCUGUCUUACAUGUAAUUACAAAUCGGCCAUCUUGUCGCUUUCGAUUCGAUUUUCUAAUUUUGCGCUGACAUUUCUAGGUCUGUGAUUGGCUGAGCGGUUUUAACACCUGCGCAAUACUUUGCGCAUUCUGAAAGCCAAACGCCGGUUUUUGAAAAGGUCAAAAAAGCCAAACAGUACGCAGGAAAAAUGAAAAAUAUUUCAGUGUUAAGGGUCUACCAUGGGGGGAGGGGGAGGGGGCUAUGUUCCCCUCAUAUUUGGCACGUGCAUGUGGCAUAUAAUUUAUAUAAAUUAUGCAACAUUACUUACAGUCACUACAGAGGACAGACGCUGACACUAGUAGUUGAGAUUGCCAUGUAAUAUUUUCACUGAAGAAAUAGAGAAUAAUACAUGGGUGCGCGGAAAUGCCAGAUUUAUUUCGAGUGUUGAACAUGAUUAUAUUAUUAUAUAAACAAAAUUCAGUGAAAAACAACAAAUUUUUUAGCCUAACAGGUUCUUAAAUUCUUGGUUCUUAUAUAUGGGGUUUUACUGUAUCAUACUUAUGCCUUGCCUACACUGAAUAGUGAAUACGUGCUAAAAAUUGACCAAAAAGUAAAGCGAAAAAUUAGUUCAUACUUUUUGGUUUCAUCUUUUGGAUUCAUUUAUUUAAGUUAAAGACACUGAAAUAGACUGUAAAACGUAAACUCAGGUGUUAUGUACUCAGAGUCUAAGGUGAAUAUGAUUGUUGUUUGUGAUGUUACUUUGAGUGUGUAUACACACCGGGCAGGCUGAAAAGUUUACCUGACCACGGUGGGAAUCGAAGUUUUCAGCUUGCCAAACUUUCUUUUCUAGAAAUAUAGAUGUGAAAGGCCGCUAUGAGUACAGAGUGAGAGCAGUGACACACGACGUAGCUGGUCCAUUCUCACCGCAAUUAAUUUAUGAAGCAAAGCGAGGUUUUUGUGGGGACGGAAAAAUCGACGAAGGUAAAUUAAAGUGUUAUUGUCAAUAAACGACUUAAUUAAAGAUGCGACGGGAACAUCAGAAAGUCAUUCUAAAAGCUCAUUCACACUCAAAGAGUGGAGGUUCAAUCUGAGCUUCCCUUGAGUGUCAAUGCUGUUUUUGAAUAGAUGGAGGGUGAGUAGUCACAUAGUAAGGUGCGACACUAACCCUUCAGCUAUUCAAAAGCAGCACUGACACUCAGGGGAAGCUCAGAUUGAACCUCCACUCUUUGUGUGUGAGCUUUUAGAAUACAGACGUUAAUGUUUCCUCAUUCAAAUAUUCCCAAAAAUUGUUCCUUUCUGUGAGGCGAAUAUACUUGCUUACAAAUUCAGAAACAUUUAAUUUUGUUUUGAUGGUUUCAUUGUCCUGGCUAAUUUACCAGGGUUCAUGAUUCAAGGGAACUUGUGAAGGAAAACUUGUCAGGAAAAACCCAGAGAAAAACUUUCAAAGCAAAGGAAAGAACCAAUAUUAAUUCUACUAACACAGAGUUGCACCUCUUGACCCAUAGUAACAGGCUAUCCAAUUCUAACCCAACUUUUUCCCCCAGGAGAGAAGUGCGAUGAUGGUAAUGUUCGCGAUGGUGAUGGCUGCAAUAUCCAAUGUCAGAUGGAGGAUGUGUUCCAGUGUGCUGGUCGCCCCAGUCUCUGCUACCGACACGACGGAGACGGGAUCUGUGAAGACUUCGAGAAAAAGACGAGCAUUAAGGAUUGUGGCUUCUAUACUCCAGAGGGAUCCAAAGAUCAGUGGGUAGACCGCGCUACUGCGAAUUCUCAGUAUAAGUAUCACUGCAAGAAGCUUGACGGUAUCAUUGGUCCCCCCAGACCGGACUUG